This is a messenger RNA of Mizuhopecten yessoensis (Yesso scallop), 7388 nucleotides long. Its product is annotated as BAI1-associated protein 3-like. Lineage: Eukaryota; Metazoa; Mollusca; Bivalvia; Pectinida; Pectinidae. The transcript has 33 exons. The record is from RefSeq and is a predicted model, not a curated record. The coding region runs from base 136 to 3801 and encodes 1221 amino acids.
GUGAGUAUCAGUAGUAACCAGGACUGUGACAGUUACCUGUGACAGUAUCUAACCGUUGUUUGGACUUAAACGGGAGGGUUACUAAAAGCAUCACAUUAGUACUUCCUAGAUACUAACGACUGCUUUUAUCCAGCAAUGGAUGUUCCCAGCAGUCCCGGUUCACAUUUGAGAGUCAAAUCUCCACAUCGGCAUAGGCGUCGCCAUCACUCUCCAAGUCGAACAGGGAGCGGAAGUGAUUUACGACAACACCAGUCAAGACAUGUGACCGUAGUGACAAAUUCUGGUAAACCGGAAGGAGAAGAUUAUGAACUUCCACCGAGAGAUUAUCAAAACCCUCUGGUACAGGAAUCGGAUGGGAAUUUCUUUGAAAGUUUCACAGCGUUGUCAUGGAGACAAGCCAACAAGAGACUACGUGCUACAUCUGAGGAUGGCCACGAUCGACACCCACCAUCGGAGACACAGUUCGCCAUCAAGCCGAAAUCCCAACAUCUCACGAAGAACGAGUUCGAGCUUCUGUACAUAGAGGUCCUGUACACCAUUAAACACAAGAUCGGGACAACAGCGGGUGGACAUUCGCCUUUCAUACAGGACCUGUAUCAGUAUGCACAGGAAGCGUUCGGCAUUAGUCCAGAGGACCACGCCCACCUUCUUGCUAGGGCUACAGAGGAAAAGCCUCCUAUUGUCAUCUUGAAUAUUGCUGUUAUCAAAGCAAAGGACCUAGAAGCUAAAGAUGCAGACGGAUUCAGUGACCCAUAUUGUAUGUUGGGUAUAUGGCCAGGACGACUUGCAGACGGUGAUGUUUUCUCAGACGAAGACGAGCAAACAAAGACUAAAGAGAAAAAAGGAAGCAUCAGUAGAAAGCUUUCGAUGCCCGGAAGUAAGAAGAAACGAGACAAAUCUGCUCGUGACGUCAUUCCGGCUAAAUACAUUCGGAGUACUAAUGUUGUUCAGAACACACUAAACCCAGUGUGGAAUGAGAGGUUCCGAUUCGAUUUGGAAGAGGCUCACACAGAUCGACUUCAUUUGGAUAUAUGGGAUCACGACGAUGAAUUCUCCGUGAUUGAAGCAGCCAAGAAACUCAAUGAAGUCAAAGGUUUCACGGGGCUGGGUCGGUACUUCAAACAAGUGGCCCAGUCAGCGAGGACGUCGAAGAGCAGUGGCAGCGUGGAUGACUUCUUGGGCUGUGUCACCAUACCACUUCAAAACAUCCCGUCAACAGGACAGGAGACGUGGUUCCCACUGGAAGGCAGAACAGCCCGGUCCAAUAUACAGGGAGAAAUCAAGCUAAAGCUAAGUCUCGCCACGCGAGAGGACCGCGGGAUCGGGGAGGACGACAACUGGACAGACGUGCGUCAGCAUGAGCAUCUUAUAUCCGUGUUCGUGCAACAUGAAGUCAGGAAAAUGGACGACUCUCCAUCAAAAUGGAGGGGCGACUUGCCAAAAGCAGCUAUGACUAUCCUCCAUCAGCAUGCGAUUCAGGGUGACGUCACAGAUGGCCAGCAGGCAAUGUGUAAAUGGAUUGCAUACAGCCGGAAACACAUGGAGCACCACUUCGACUACCGAGUUCUUCUAAAGCUGCUUGGAGAGCUUGAUCGGCUAUGGUCACCAGAUUCAUUCUCCAGAGAAGAGGAAGAAUGUCUCGCAGAAUCCUUCAAACAUUUCAAUCAAUACUGCCUUAGUCUGCUUAGUAAACAACGAGAAGUAUUCCCGACAUCCGGCAAACAAAGCAUCUGUCGCCUAGAAGCCAUGAUGCAAUGCCUGGCAACCGUGUACAGUAUGGAUGUGUUCAGACGGGUUUGCCCGUUUGAAAAGGAACUUCAUCCAGAGGUCAAGGUCGCAAUAAAGAGAGGCACUCAAGAGUGGUAUGACAGAAUAAGUCACCUGAGACAUUCAAACUCAAAGUCAUCUGACCACGAAGAGGAUGUGAUACAGAGGUUAAUAGAACUAACAAAUCACCUGAACGCUGAUUUGAUAUCCGCUUUGUCCACCUACAACCUGCUUUAUGAACAAAUUUUCAAAGUACACUACUGCGCCACCACAUAUCGCCAGCUGGAGAAAUGGCUGUCAACUGAUGUAUUCAAAGACCUACAGGAAGAGCUCGGAGAGGAUUUCAAUAAAGACCUAAAACAAACACUGAGCAGAGUUGAAAACCGAUCGGAAGAAUCGUCGGCGAGAGGUUCAAGCCUUAUUAUGGGAACCUGUUUGUUUGAGCUGUACUUAGCGUUGCAAGAAUUCUGCAAUUUUCGUGAAAAUUUACCAAGCGGAGAUCAAAGAAAUGUUCAGAUUGUGCAAUAUUACCAAUGGUUCCGGUUUGUCGCGGCAAAUUGGAUAGAGGUUGCUAGACAGAAAUCGCUGCAGAGAAUCACGAAGGCAGUGGAACUCGACAAGGUAGCUGAGGUUACCGAGGGUACAAAGUACAGUACUUCAGCUGUCGACGUGUGUUGCUGCUUUUCACAGAUGACUGAGUUUUGGAAGCAGUUGAAUUGGCCAGACCUCCUGGAUGCUUUUCCAUUGGUUCAGAAACUGUCAGAGGACAUUAGCAAAGGUGCGGUGACAUACGCUGAUAUGAUACACCAGAAACUAAAAGAUGAAGGUUACUAUGACGAGGUUGGGCAGUUUGAUGUCACAGAACAGCUAUGCAUUACAAUAAACAACAUAGAACAGGUCCGUCGGGCGUUGAAGCCUCUCCCGGAGAUGUUGAGGUUCUCUGACAUACAGCGAGCUGUUGAGUCGAACAACGGUACAGGAAAAGGCUACAAGUUCAACCUAAACACGAUCGUCAAGGAGGCAGACGAAUGCAUGGUGAAGAAAAUCAAGACAGUGGUGGAUAGAGUGGCGGAUAAGAUGAGACCUGAUAUAAAGAAAGAUGUGUUCCACUUGAACUGGGCACCAGAGUCUGUCCCUGCUGACGACGCUAUUGGGGACUUGCUCACUUAUCUUGAUAGCAACCUACUGACCAUGAAUAAGAAUCUGCUCAAGACAAACUUUGACCGAAUUUUGUUGUCACUCUGGGUAGAAGUCUUGGCGGAAUUCAAGGAUACAAUUUUGAAAGAAGAACCGAGACAACCAAUCAUGUAUAAAAGGAUGUACGACGCCUUAGAAUUACUAGUCGACUUUUUCCAUGCAAACGAAAAAGGCUUACAAAUACAAAAAAUACAAUCUGAACAAUACAAGGAGCUGAAAGGAAUGCUUGAUCUGCAAAAACGCAACACAUUCCCGUUGAUAGAGGUAUUCUAUGAAGAGAAAUUACAGCAACAGAAAGCACGGACUAGUAAGGAAUACGGCAUACUCAACGUGAGGAUGUGUUACAGACAGGACUCACAGUCACUGCUAGUGGAGGUCCUAAAUGCAAAGGAUGUUAUACCGCUGGAUGCUAACGGUCUGAGUGAUCCGUUUGUGCUACUCCAGCUGUGUCCAGAACACGUGUUCCCAAAUGUUACGAUACAGAAAACGAAUAUUGUGAAAAAGACAUUGAAUCCAACAUUUGAGGAAACGUUUGAAUUUGACAUCACUCCCGAACAGUGUCGUCACGCAGGAGCUGUUCUACUACUGACGGUGAUGGACCAUGACUAUGUGUUCCAGAACGACUUUGCUGGGGAGGUGUAUGUCAGCCUGGCAGACUUGCCAGGGGUGGACGAGGAGAUUUCGGGGUUCGACGCCUUAAACAUCGUAUCACUGCCCAUGAUGCAACCAAAACAUAAAGAAAAUGGGGCAUUGGACGUGCUGGCAGCGAGAACAUGGGACAAGGACGCAGACGACUUUGUCAAGAAAAGGAAGAAGGUUGAGGAACAAGCUGUUUGAGGGACACAAGUCUCAGUAAUUGAAUUUGUCAAAGCUACAAAUUUAAUGUAUUUGUAGAUGGCAUUGUCCGGAACGUAUUCCUUAAGUAGGAACACUUGUACCGUAUACGGUAACGUACUCCAGUCCUCAUGCAUCCUAAGGAUCUCGUCAAGACGUAAACGACAGUCACGUGACAGUGUGAUGAAAGAGGUGUAAUCAUUUAAGUGACAAUAAUCACACACGGUUCAGUAAACAAGUAUCAUCCAAAUAAAAAGGAUAAUAUCUAUUAAAAGCAAAUAUCCUGUGCCCACAGCCAUGCAGAAUGACCCUUGAAAUAUAAUUCAACGUUGAUGUCGUCGAGUGAAAAAUAAAUCAAAUCUCAAAUUAGUAACCAUAUUUGGAUAAUGGUUGUUUAUCUACAACGCACGAAUAUUCUAGAACAUUGAGACAAUAGGCAAUUGCACAAUUUAGUACAUGCACUAUAGUAUCAUUAUUUCUUUGGAGACAUCUGUAAAAUAGUUUUGUGUUUAAUAAAUUUUCUGUUGAAGAUGCUUUGCUAGUAUGGUUUACUGAAUAUUUCAUCUUUUCAUUUACUUAUACAAUCUGGAAACCUACAAUAAAAGCCAUUGUAAUUAUUGAUGUUAUGCAAACGUUGAACUUGCGUUAAAGGAGGACGUAUUUUGAGGAAAAAUAUGACUGUUUGGAUUAUAAGAAAUAUGCCAUUUUGUUGCUAAUUUUCAUUUUGAGACCAUGCAUAUUUUUAAAUAUCAAUUUGUUAAUUUGAAAAAAACAAUGUUUCGAAUUCACUUAAAUGGGAAUUAUCUGAUAGACAUAAAUGGCGAAUUUUUAGAAAUGAUAUCAAUUUCAUAAUAUGAAAGCAUUGAUGCUAUAUUUGUUGAAUUACUCAAUCAAACGUUGCGAUUAAGUUUUUGUGAAUUUUAAUCAAACGUUACUUUAAAUUUAAGAAAUGUGGUGAUUGUUACCCCACAUAAUGUUGUUAUUGUUCUUUUUAAUAAUUUCACAGAAUUGAUUAAAUUGCGUUAUUUUUAGAGUAAUGAAAUCAUGCAAUAUUUCAACUGUCAUUCAACGCCAUAACGUUUCUUUAUUUAAUAUAUAUAUACCUACAUACUGGAAAUAAUCGUCACACAACAGAUGAUUCAUAUGUAUAAUUGACGUCAGUUAUUAGAGGGGCUUCUGAUAAUCCGGCAAAAUGGUAAAUUCUAUCAUCUAUCCUUAAUGGAAUAAACCUGAAUAGCAUGUAAGGAACCAUCAGUGACCAUUAUAUGCUGAAAGAAUAAGAUGGACGAUUAAGAAAAAUAAUUACUCAUUUGAAAGUAUGUUGAUGGUUUUAUAACAUUACUUCUGUUUCAAUUAAUUGAAUGUCGGUGUGAAUAAAAAUAUUUUAUUUAUGCAAUGUUCUAGUCCGGUAAAUCAGUCAUAAUUAGUUAGCACUAUGUCAGCGUACAGUUAAUUAAAAAGUACUGUACAAAACGUCGAUAAUACUAUCGAUGUAAUCAUUGUGGACGUCUUAUUUACGACUAAACAUUCAUAUAAGUGUAUCGUAAUAUACAUUACAACAUCAAAUGUCAUAUGCUACUUCAUCAAACAUAAGAAAGAUUCAUUUUCAGUAGAUUUUGUUAGAGCAUUUUAUGUGUGUAAUGCAAGUGUACCCAAAAUGGAACUCUUUAUUGAAGAAAAUUAUAACUAUGUUUUAUGGAGGUAGCAGAACACCAUUUGUUUAUCGUAAUGAUACAAUUGAUGUCUUAAGCUUUCAUUUUGUUUAUUUCUCAGAUAUCAACAGCGCGUGCAUCUAUAACUAGAGCCCAUUUAGUUUAGUCAGCUUCACAUGUACGUUUUAACAAGCAAGUGUACCGAAUACCAGUAGACUUCAUCAAUUCAGUCAAUUCAUCAAAAUAACUGACAGCAUUGAAACUAUUUCCUUUUAUUUCAUGUAAUGUAAGUUUCGAUACUUUCUGAUUAUGCUAAAUGUUUAUGUUUUAAUUCUUCUUUGAACGUUGCCUUUUCCAUGUUAUGAAAAAACUGCAGGAUAUCAAUGUAGUCACACCUUAACUUUUUCCCGGGAAUAAGUUUUUUAUUCUUAUUUUUGUUUAAUUAAGCUUACGAGCUAGGUAGAAAAUAGUGCUCAUAUUGCUUAAAUAUCUAUUAAUUUCGACUAAAAAUACCAUUCAGUUGUAUCGAAAAAGAAAAGCGGCAUCAUAAAUUUGAAAAGUGUUCCGUUUUUGGUACUGUUCCAUUUCGGGAACCCUCAAUAUAGACGCAUGCAUUGAAACUUCGUUAAACUAUAAUCUGUCAAUGAAUAAAUUACCAUUUAAAUUCCUGUAAAUCAGAACUCCUUCACAAUUCUGCUCACCCUUUUACGCUUUACGUUACGAUGAGGUCGUGGCAAAAUGAGAGUCACUAUGUACCAGUGAAAUUUGUGUGGUUUAAGCUACUACUGAUCAUUAGAUCGUAGAUAUAAUUUAUUGGUUAUAUUUUUCUAACCCUUCGGUUACGUUUUUUCCUAUUAAGGUGCACCACUACCUAAUCAAGAGGCCAGCCACUUGCUUUUUGUAUAUGAAAUCCGAUGGAGAAUCUGACGAAAACUAUUUUUGAAUAUAUAUUGUGUUCCUUUAACGAUGUUUCAAUGUAUGGUUAAUUAUCCUAUGUACUUUUUGCACACUGUGAUGUUAUAUUGGUUAUCGACACGGAUAACGAAAUCAACGCACUCUGAAAAGAAAAUUAUUAAAAUUUUAACCUUUUGUGAUAUUAUGGUUUGAGAGAUUAUAUACGUAUAAUCUUCCUUGUGUUUAUCAUCAAAUAUAUUUUGUGUCGAGUACGAUUCCUUUUAAAUGAUUAAAUGCCGAUCUAUGCUCAUUGCAAAGACAAGUGGGCAUCUUAAAUGCUUAUUAUUAUCUAUAUAUAUAUUAAUCCUUGUGAAAUUUUAAUACGUCGUGCAUUCAACGUGCUUUCUGAUUUUUCCUUUUGAUAAACUUAUAUUGAUGCAAUGUUUUUGAUUAAGUUUAUUUACUUUAGGAUUUAGCUUAAAUAGUUUGACUUUUUAUUUGUUUUAAGACGACGGGGAUUGUUCGACUGACGUACGUUUGCUGUUGAACAUUUAACAAUCAAAUUUAUAAAAAGCAAUAUAAUUUGAGGAUGAGUGUACUAUAAUGAUUUGCUAUUGUAAAAGUCAAGAUUUCAUUUAAUUAUCUUCUUAAUAGCAACCUGACUAAUUUUAUUUUGACGGCAACAAAUACAAAUGUGUUUUGCAAUAUGCAUAUUAGGAAAGUCAAUAGUGGAUCCAAAUGUCUCGCCGCCGACAUUGGGAAUAAAUUCAAAACAUUUUAGCGCAAGUAGAAAACAAUUAAUUUCGCGAAAACUAAGUAAUUUGCAAUAUAUAUUCACAUUUUAGAAUAUAGAAUAUGAAUAUCUGAAAUGAUAUAUGUUCGUGUCUAUAAUUCCAAUAUUUUUACCGACCUGUUGCCUUCCUCACCACUAUAUACGAUAUAUACCUGUUGAUGUAUACAUCCUGUUUCACUGUCAUUACAACACGUUUCUUUUACGUUUCUAUCACUGUGGGCAAAUUACUGUGUAUUGUUAGUAUUCAAAAA